Messenger RNA from Theobroma cacao (cacao), 802 nucleotides. RefSeq names its product phytosulfokines 3-like. Gene Ontology annotation, cellular component: extracellular region. The record is from RefSeq and is a predicted model, not a curated record. Lineage: Eukaryota; Viridiplantae; Streptophyta; Magnoliopsida; Malvales; Malvaceae. Gene Ontology annotation, molecular function: growth factor activity. Gene Ontology annotation, biological process: cell population proliferation.
CCAAAACAGAGCUUUGGCAAAUAUAAAACAUUUCAAUUUUUUUUUUUCUGUUGGUUUUUUCAGUUUCAUUCCUACAGUCUACUUUAAUUCCGCCUCCCCUUUUUUAUUUUUUUCUCUCCUUUCCAGAAUACCCAAUUUUGUUUCAUUCUUGUUUCCCUACUAGGAUUUAUCGGCUAAAUUUAUCAGAAGUCCUCCCUUUCUAUCUCUUUGAGUUCACACGCUUUCCUGGCUCGUCUCUUUCAGCCUUUUCCUUCUCUAUAUAUUUGCCACCCACUACCCUCUCUUCUCCCUAUCUCUUCUCUUAUCUUCAUAAAUUCUUAAUCAUCUCUUAGUUUUUCCUUAAUACCUAAAUAGCGAAGCAAAGACAUGGCUAAACUUGCCACCCUUUUCAUCCUAACCCUCCUCCUCGUUUCCACUCUAUCCUUUGCCGCCCGCUCUGGCCCAGCUUUCCCUAACGAGUCUACUGCAAAAACCCAAGCUGAGGGCGUUGAGACAGAGAAUACUGAGGCGGUUGAAGAUAGCUGUGAAGGAGUUGGAGAAGAAGAGUGUUUGAUGAGAAGAACUCUUGCUGCUCAUAUUGACUAUAUCUAUACUCAGAAGCAGAAGCCAUGAGGCUUUUUCUCUCUUUGUUUUAACUAUGAAUUUAUUAUGCUUGUUAAUUAUCUUAUAAUAACAUAAUUAAUCAGGUUUUUGCACCUUUCUUGUGUUUGUUUCUUCCUUGAUUACAUACUGGGGUGUGCCAUCAGAAGUAUAUUUCUUCCAUUGUGAUUAAGUCUUGGAAAUAUAGUUUGAAUUUGUUAUA